Molecule: messenger RNA, 3124 nt
Organism: Apus apus (common swift)
Lineage: Eukaryota; Metazoa; Chordata; Aves; Apodiformes; Apodidae
Gene: YTHDF2
Product: YTH N6-methyladenosine RNA binding protein F2
Exons: 5
Coding region: 225-1964 (579 amino acids)
Biological process (GO): mRNA destabilization
Cellular component (GO): cytoplasm
Molecular function (GO): mRNA binding; N6-methyladenosine-containing RNA reader activity
Source: RefSeq, a predicted model, not a curated record
CCCGCCAUUGUGCCCGGCGCGCGCGUGUGGGCGCGAGGCGGCGGGCCUGGGCCAUAGAGGCGGGCCGGAAGGAGCGGCGAGGGGGGUGGCUAGAGCGUCACCCCGAGCAGGCAGCCGCCGCGGGCCAGCCCGAGUCCGCCAAGGCCGCCGCGCCCGGACAAAGCCGCCGCCGCCUCCCGCCGCCCCGCCCCGGCCCGCCCCGCACGCAGCCCCGCCGCGGAGCCAUGUCGGCCAGCAGCCUCCUGGAGCAGAGACCCAAGGGCCAAGGCAACAAAGUGCAAAACGGGUCCGUGCAUCAGAAGGAUGGGUUAAACGAUGAUGACUUUGAACCCUACCUGAGUCCCCAGGCCCGGCCGAACAAUGCAUACACUGCCAUGUCUGAUUCCUACUUACCCAACUACUACAGUCCCUCCAUCGGAUUCUCCUACUCCUUGGGUGAAGCUGCCUGGUCCACGGGGGGUGACCCCCCCAUGCCCUACCUAACCUCCUACGGACAGCUGAGCAACGGGGAGCCCCAUUUUCUCCCAGAUGCCAUGUUUGGGCAGCCAGGGGCUCUUGGCAGCACUCCAUUCCUCGGGCAGCACGGCUUUAACUUCUUUCCGAGCGGGAUCGACUUUUCGGCUUGGGGGAAUAACAGUUCUCAGGGACAAUCCACUCAAAGUUCUGGCUACAGCAGCAAUUACGCCUACGCCCCCAGUUCCCUGGGGGGUGCCAUGAUCGAUGGGCAAUCAGCCUUUACUAACGAGCCUCUGAACAAGGCUCCUGGCAUGAACACCAUCGACCAAGGGAUGGCUGCCCUGAAGUUGGGCAGCACGGACGUUGCCAGUGGAGUCCCCAAGGUGGUGGGUUCUGCCGUGGGCAGCGGGUCCAUCACCAGUAACAUGGUGGCAUCCAACAGUUUGCCCCCUGCUACCAUCGCUCCUCCAAAGCCCACCUCCUGGGCUGACAUUGCCAGCAAACCAGCCAAGCAGCAACCCAAGCUGAAGACCAAGAACGGCAUGGCAAGUUCCAGCCUUCCCCCACCUCCCAUCAAACACAACAUGGAUAUUGGAACUUGGGAUAACAAAGGGCCGGUACCUAAAGCUCCGGCGCAGCCUUUGGCUCAGAACCUGGCUCAGCAGCCAGCCCAAGUGUCCCCCCAGCCCGUGGGGCAGCAGAUCAACACCAGCCCCCCCGUGGCCUCAGCCCCCAGCGGGCAGCAGCAGGCGCUGCCCCCACCCCCCCCACAGCCCACCCCACUGCCCACCCCCCCCCAGCCAGCCCAGCCCACCCGCUGGGUCGCCCCUCGGAACCGCGGCAACGGCUUCGGGCAGAACGGAGCGGACGGGAACGGAGUGGGACAAUCUCAGGCCAGCUCCAGUUCUGCUCCUUCAGAGCCUCACCCAGUCCUGGAGAAACUCCGAUCCAUCAACAACUACAACCCCAAGGAUUUUGACUGGAACCCCAAGCACGGGCGGGUGUUCAUUAUUAAGAGUUACUCCGAGGACGAUAUCCACCGCUCCAUCAAAUACAACAUCUGGUGCAGCACGGAGCACGGGAACAAGAGACUGGAUGGUGCCUAUCGCUCCAUGAACGGGAAGGGGCCCGUGUACCUCCUGUUCAGUGUCAAUGGGAGUGGUCACUUCUGCGGGGUGGCAGAAAUGAAAUCUGCUGUGGACUACAACACGUGUGCAGGGGUCUGGUCCCAGGACAAGUGGAAGGGACGUUUUGAUGUCAGGUGGAUUUUUGUGAAAGACGUUCCCAACAGCCAGCUGAGGCACAUCCGCCUGGAGAACAACGAGAACAAACCUGUCACCAACUCCAGGGACACUCAGGAGGUGCCUCUGGAAAAGGCUAAGCAGGUGUUGAAAAUCAUUGCCACCUACAAGCACACCACCUCCAUCUUUGAUGACUUCUCACACUAUGAGAAACGCCAAGAGGAGGAGGAAAAUGUUAAAAAGGAACGCCAAGGCCGUGUCAAGUAAAAAAGGGCCCUUCCUCCCCCAGAGACUGCAGCAGAAUUUGCAUCCCAGCAUCUUUCAGAGAGAGAAAGAAAGAGCAAAAACAACCAACAACACAUCCUGGAGAGAAUUAGAACUUGGUUUGGGUUGUUUGGUUUUUCUCCCCCCCACACCCCCCCCUCCCUCCUCCUCCCCCCCUUCUUAAUUUCAUUGACUUUAAGAAAAACAAACUCUUCCAAACUCACAGUGGAAAGAAACAAAAAGGAUUGGAAUUUCACAAGACAUAGGACUUAAAAAAAAAAAAAAAAAGAAAGAAAAAAAAAAGAAAAAGAAAAACAAGAAAAAAAUAAUCCCUUCUAGGUAGAGUUAGAAGUAAAAACUGUUUCCCUUUCUUUUGGCUUUGGUUGUGAUUUCAGAGCAUUCACUUUGGGGUUUUUUUUUUGUCUUUUUACUAUGUUUUGUUUUGGGUUUUUUUUUUUUUUUUUGGAUUUUCAAGUCCUUAAGUGGCAUCUGCCUUUUUUUUUCCCUCCUCCCUCUAAUUUUUCAACCCUGCUGCUUCCCCCCCUUCCCCCCCCCAUCUCCUUCUCCCCCUGGUUUUGACAUUUGCACUUGGAAAACACCGAGUUGUAACAAACCCACCAUGGAAAGUGGAGUCACUUUUUCUUGGGUUUUUUCUGUUUUGUUUUUUUUUUAUUCCUCCCCUUCCCUCUUCCUGGCCUGGAAAAGGAAAAAAUUCCACGAGGGAUUUAGGAUUUUGGCCUAAGAAGAAAAGAAAUGGUCCACGAGGUUGUGUCUUAAAGGUGGUUCAUUUGGUUUUUUUGCCCUCUGACCCUUUUGUUACUCAAAAAGUCAAGUACUAAGAGUCCUCAGAAACGUUUCUGUUCUUGUGCAUUAUAUGGAUUUACAGAUGGAGUCUGGAUUCCUUUGAUUUGAAAAAGCUGAGAACAGUGGGUUAAAAAAAUAAAUAAAACUUGUUUUGUUUACAGGAAAAUGAAUUUUGGACAAAACAAAAAAAAAAACCACAAAAAGGCAAAAAAAAAAAAAAGAAGAAAUAUUGUAAAAUGUGUAGUGAAAAAAUAUGUUUCUUCUGUUUCUUGUUAAGCCAAACGAGGAAUGGGCCUUGCCUUUUUCUUUUCACCAUUAAUCACUUCUCAAUAAUAAACGUGAGAUCCUGUUGAGCAUCA